AUUCUGUCUCGUGACUCGUUCCGAUUGCUAAACAUAUGUUUUAAAUUUUAGCUUUUUUCUCUUUUCUUCUUGUUUAGCAUCUAUCUUGUAACAAUAAAUAAAUUAAUUUGUAAAAACCUUAAUUUUAUUUUAUUAAUUAACCUUUUUUUUAUUUAGAGGAAUUCAGUCAUAAAUUAUAAAAUAAAAAAUUUGUAAGAAAUAACAGAACAGUGAACCAGGCAACCAAUCAUGAAUUUGAAUUUUUCAGUUGCUGAACAUGAACUGUUGUUAUUCCUUUCUCUCUCGCUCUUAUGUUCUCUGGCAGUUUGUCACGAAGCCGUCAACCCCAUCCUUGGUGAUAUAGGCGGCCACCAACACACUAAACAAGAACACGAGGGAGAACAUGAACCUGAACAAGUCAAACAUGCGGCCAGCCAUGAAGAAAUAGGUGUCAAAUUCAACUCAUCAGUUAUUCAUAACAAAGAACACAUAAUAGAGCACCUGGAUGGUUAUGCAAAACAACCAGAGGAGAUGAACUCUGAUGAACUUCAGUUCCACUACUUUAAAUUGCAUGACACAAACAAUGACAAUGAACUGGAUGGACUCGAACUCCUUCAAGCCUUUCUUCAUGAACACAAAGAAGAGAAUGAUGAAGAGCCAGCUGAAGACAAAAAGAACCAUAAUCUCAAUUUGGAGCACAUCGUUCCUAACGUUGAUUAUAUCCUGAAGCUCUAUGACAAGAAUGAUGAUGGUAAAGUCAGCUACCCAGAGUUUGUGUCUUCAAUAAAGUUGGAAACGAAUGAUUCACCAGACCAACAUCAACAGCAACCCCCACCACCUGCCCAACAUUUGUGAUCGAAUCAUCAAAUCACUCUUUUUAUUUUGUCCUGUCCACCUAUAUGUGUGUCUGUCUAUGUGUGUGUGCGCGGCGCGCGUGUGUGUGAAUGGUGUUGGUAUGUAAUGCAUGUCGUGUAUAUAAAAACUCAUUAAUUUGUUAUUACUCCCAAUUGAUACUCCACCAUUUUACCAUGGAUAAAGUGCGUUUUGCAUUCCACAGAUGUCAGUUGAAUAGAAUAUUUAUUCGUACGGCAGGGCGGUUGUUGUGUUUUUACAUUAGCGAUGCCCUAACUUGUUGUAUCCCAACUAGUUUUUCUAUUUUACAUCAACAACAUUUGAAUCAUUUUAUUAUCGCCAAUAAUAAUUAUUAUAAGAUUUGUUGAUUUAGAGGGCAGAUAAGCGUUCUUCCUUUUGCCAGGACAGUUUUUAGGCAAUUUGUAAUUUGUAAAAAUACAUGCAUCUUGAUUCUUUUUUUAUUGUUAAUUAAUAAUGUAACUGUUUCACAAUAUUUUUCUCACAUCUCCUUAUUUCCCUAUACGAGUUUCAAAUCAUGGAUACAAGAGCUUGUUAAUUGUUAUCAAUUCAUUGGCCUGUUAUUAAACAAGUUUAGUCAUCUUUUUGCGUUUUCAUGUACAGCGUGGGUUAUGCAAUUCAACAAAAAGUGAAAAUCUGUCCAUUUUGAUCUCAAUAAAGUGGACUUGACUGAUACACGCAGUGCCGGAUCUCGACAACUUUAACGUGGGGAGCCACAACUUCAAAAAUGUUUAAAUUUUUUGGAAUAUUUUGACGGGUGGGCUAAGGUUUGUGUUAGUGUGGCAAAAAUUUGGCUUGCGACCUUUAUUUGAUCGAUUUUUUUUACAUAUAAUAGUGUUUUUUCGUGCAAAAAACUGAAUUUUAGUGACUUUUAAUAAGGCUGCCCCCUAGAUCCGCCACUGAAUGUACGACGAAAUAAAUGUUUAUGUAGACAUUUGUAUGGUCAAAUAAGUUUCUACGUUUAAUUGCCUGAAGCUCCUUUCUAUUUGAACUUUCUUAGUUUUGUUCUCUUUUUAUAAAAAUAAAUGCCUUCAUACUUUAUUG
Molecule: messenger RNA, 1893 nt
Organism: Helobdella robusta
Lineage: Eukaryota; Metazoa; Annelida; Clitellata; Rhynchobdellida; Glossiphoniidae
Exons: 4
Coding region: 229-834 (201 amino acids)
Molecular function (GO): calcium ion binding
Source: RefSeq, a predicted model, not a curated record